AUGGUGUUCGGGGGAGGCGGUGGGGGACGGGCGGCGCUGCCGGCGGCGCCUCCGGCGGGCGUGGCGGCGGCGAGCGGGGAGGGGGGGCGCGCGGAGGCGGCGGGCGGGGCGGCGUGGGCCGGGGGCGCGGUGCCGGGCUCGGCCGCAGGCGGUCGCCCCGCGGAGGGGGGCGCGGAGGGGAGACGCGGGGACAAAGCCCGAGGCCGAGGCCACCGCCACCGCCGCCGCCGCCGCCAACUCCGCGCUGGCAGGUGGCGGGGGGGGGGCGCGAAGAGAAGGAGGCCGCGGCAGCGACUGGGUUUGGCCCGGCGCGGCUCCCGUGGACUAGGGGCCGCACAGGCGCCGCUCCCCCAUUGGGCACGAAAGCAAAAGCCUCGCCGCCAUUGGCCGCCCUGCCUCGCCAUCCCCGCCCACCGCUUUGACAAGCCCGGAAUGGAGCGGCGCCGCCUCGUGGGGGAGGGGGCAGGAAGGCGGGGUUGGGAGGGAGAGUUCCCCUCGGAUUCGCCGGCCGCGUUGCCGUGGCGAUCGCUUCUGGCCCCGCUGAUUGGCCGGGCUGUGUCUCCGUGGUGGCAGGGAAGAUUACGAGCGCAGGUGAUGUAGCCACAUGGAAUUACUCAGACUUUCAUCCAGCAGUGCAGUUUCAGUACUUUAUUUUGAAAGUCUCUUUAAUAGCUAGU
This is a messenger RNA of Aquila chrysaetos chrysaetos, 677 nucleotides long. RefSeq lists its product as uncharacterized. Bases 1 to 600 code for a protein of 199 amino acids. NCBI's taxonomy places the organism in Eukaryota, Metazoa, Chordata, Aves, Accipitriformes, Accipitridae. The record is from RefSeq and is a predicted model, not a curated record. The transcript has 3 exons.